UCUCCUUGUGCUUUCAGGUCCCACGAGAACGGCGUUCUUGAGGGAUUUGGCAAGAAUUGGGUGAGGAGUGUGAUUCCCGUAGCAAUGCCCCAUCAACUCUCACCUUUGAAAAUAUGGCAGGUGUGUUUAUGCUGGUGGCUGGAGGUAUUGUUGCCGGGAUAUUUUUAAUAUUCAUAGAAAUAGCUUACAAAAGGCAUAAGGACGCGCGGAGGAAGCAGAUGCAGCUGGCGUUUGCAGCCGUUAAUGUGUGGAGGAAAAACCUGCAGGAUAGAAAAAGUGGUAGAGCAGAACCUGACCCUAAAAAGAAAGCCACUUUUAGGUCCAUCACCUCCACCCUGGCCUCCAGCUUCAAGAGACGUAGGUCCUCCAAGGAUACGCCCUGCAGAAUGGUCCCUCAGGAGUGCCAGAGAGACAGGCUGGCACCAUGGAGCCAAGACAGCCCUGGGAAGCUACCGCCCCACUCUGAACGUCCUAGCGCCCACCAUCACCCGAGCUGCACAGCCUCUCCGCGGCACAUCAUCCCCACCGCCCCAGGAGGAGAUGCAUGUGUUCCCCAUAGGCAGCUCCUGCAACUCGAAUAGCACUCGCAGAGCUGACGUACUGCCAUCCAUCGCAGCCACCCACGAUACUGCAACCCCACAGAAGCCAUGUGAGACGCAUAAACCACACAGACACCUUCCGAGCCGGCACAUUUCGUACAGACACGUAACGAGGCGCACAGAUCCCUUAGACCCCUCCCCACCGCAGCCGUCAUCAGCCCCCGCAGAGCCACCAUGUCAGCCCACGGGCGUCCCCCCUCCAGACACAGCAUGACACACGUCCCACGUCACCGCCAAGCGAGGGCCCGGCGCUGCGAGGCGAUGCUCGCCCUGCGGCCACGGGGAUGGUGCCAGACCUGGUGGAGAACCAGGGGGUUGAUGGAAAAGGUCACCUUUUCAGUGAAGGAUCAGCCAUCCCGAAGCCAAACACUUCUUGGCUGAAAAAGAACCUAGUUUUUGGCCCAAAACAAACAAAUGUAGGUCGAAGACAACUAAUUUUUUUUUUUUUUAAAGGAAAGCUGACAUUUUCUACAGCAAGAUUGCAUUUAGCUGGAAUCUUAAUUUUUAAUUGAAAAAAAAAAAAGAAAACCAAAAUUCUUCCAGAAAAUCUUCCACCAGCCAGGGACUACCAUAUGAGCCCAGAUUAGGUUGAAGUCAUUUUUAAAGACAUAUUAAGUUCUUGUCUAUAUUUUCUUCCUGGUUGUCAUUUAAAGUUUUUGGUGCCUUCACUUCACUUCCAUACCUUAACAUGUUUGAGUCUCUUCUACAGUUAAUAUUGAUUAAUUUCUUGGCUUUAUAAUGUUUGGUUUGGGGAUAAUUGCACCAUCCCUGUAACAUAAUUUGCCCUAAAUUACUGAUAUGUGCUUCUAGCAUUAGUUUAACAUAGUUUUGAUAUGACAAUUUUCUUGUUUUUUUUUUUCUUUUCUUUUCUUUUUUUUUUAAUUUUUAUUAUUAAAAAUUGCAUGCAUGAACUCUACACAAAAAAAGUAAAUGAGAAUGUUACCCUGUGAUAACUCUGUGAUUGGAGGAGAUAUGCUUUCAAAUCAAAA
This is a messenger RNA of Pterocles gutturalis (yellow-throated sandgrouse), 1588 nucleotides long. It is a transcript of the gene GRIN1, whose product is annotated as glutamate receptor, ionotropic, N-methyl D-aspartate 1. Bases 114 to 581 code for a protein of 155 amino acids. The record is from RefSeq and is a predicted model, not a curated record. NCBI's taxonomy places the organism in Eukaryota, Metazoa, Chordata, Aves, Pterocliformes, Pteroclidae. The transcript has 4 exons.